UUUAUGGGCGCUAGCGGCUGAGGGCCUGUGUGUUGUAUGGCAUGUGGCACGACCUGGUGGAGGCGCUGAGGCAGGAGGAGCAGCUGAGGCGAGCCAAGGAGGCAACAGAGGCGGCAAGCGAUGCCAAGAGAAACUUCCUUUUUCUGAGGAAUAUGAGGCACAAGAUGCACACCCCCAUAAGAGUGAGCCAG
Messenger RNA from Closterium sp. Naga37s-1, 191 nucleotides. The record is from the annotation of a GenBank genome assembly. NCBI's taxonomy places the organism in Eukaryota, Viridiplantae, Streptophyta, Zygnematophyceae, Desmidiales, Closteriaceae.